AACAGACAGACAGACAAACAGAGUUGAUAUAACAAAUCUAUAACCAACUGAGUGAUUCAGUUGUAUUGAAGAACCGAGUUUCUAAAACGUUCAAAAAGUGUAACAUGGAACGCACUUUGAUUCACACACUGACUUGAGACUUAAACUUGUCCGUGACGGAGUGCAGUCAUAGGAAAAAGCCAUUUCGCACUUUUUGUUUUCAAGGAACUAUGUCUAACUAUUGAUACUUUGGUACACAUUGUUUCAGAGUAGGACCUAUAUACUAACCUUACAUAAUCUUAUGUAACAUUCACUAUUCACUACUGGCCUUUCAAGAACUCAAUUGUUAGUUGGGCUUAACCUGCAUGUUAGGUUUGCAAGUUUUAGUGAUCUACUCAAGCUUUGAAGACUGUUUAAGCAAACCUAGCAGAAUUAACAUCCAAACAAGAGAAUACAUUUAGUUCAUCGUUUCAAAUGACGAUACAGACACUCCAUAAGUAGAGGAUUUAUUAAAAUUUCAGGUCACCUUAAAGUAUGCAGAAGGUGAAUCUCAGCACAUUUGAAGAGUUUUGUGGAGGACCAUUCUUUAACUUGAGCACGUUAUGGUACAAUGAGUGGCCACAGUUCACAUCAUGCUUCAUGUCCACUGUCUUGGUGUGGCUACCGUGUGGCUACGUGUGGCUACUCCUGCCUUACUUCAUGUGUGACGUGAACAACAAACUCAGCACAAACAACUUAGAUUUGUUAUUUACCAAUGAAAAUCAUCCCACAGCCACUGCGAACGGCGGACUAUCUAAUGUGAGCCACAAGAAGUUAUCUGCUCCAGUCUCUGUACUGUGUAUGGUCAAAAUGAUAUCCACAGCUUUAAUGGCAGUACUCUCUCUCAUCCAUUUCGUUAUUGAUGUUCGAAAUGAACGUCCCGCUUCAAUGAUUCUUGCCUCUGCCAUUUUUACCGCUACCUACGUUCUGAUAGCCAUUGAACUGAGGUACGAGAGACACAAGAACCGUAACCCCACAUUUGUGUCCUUUUACUUCUAUACCCUGAACAGUUUCUUCGGCAUUAUACCAAUAUACACCUGGAUACUUGCGGAAGAUGGUGGUCAAAGUGUCCCAGAGUUCAGUUUAGUUGUCCUUGUGGAAGUCCUGAAUGUCCUCUGUUUUGUUUUGUCCUUUUUGCCAGACAGUGUUCUAAAGACUUAUCAGAAAGUAAUCGCCAAGCAGAAACUUUGUCCAGAAGUUCAAGCCUCGUACCCCUCCCAGCUCUUCUUUCAUUGGAUGCUCGGGUUGAUGAUAACUGGGUUCAAACGUGAGAUAAAAAUCGAUGACGUGUUCGAUCUGAACCCUAGAGACCAGGGGCGGCGCCUGAAUCCUUUGUUUGACAUCUAUUGGGACAAGGAAGUGAAAAAAGCUGAAGCCUUUAACAAAUCUUACUUCCCAGAGAAACUGAGGAGAACAAGUUACGACCUUGCUAGUGGCCACGGCAAGUCACAACGGCUCUCUUUAGUGAGUUAUGAUGGCACCAAUGAAAAGACAACUCUGCUGUUUGCUGAUGAGUCGAAAAUUGGAACAGAGCUACCUAGCAGGGAAAAGAAACCAAAAAUUCCAAGUCUGACAAAGGUCUUGCUGCAAAUGAUAUGGAAGAAUAUCGUGGCGGCCAUGCUGCAGAAGGUCGUAGCGGACAUAACUCUGUUCGCCUCGCCUGUCUUACUGGGUCUUCUGAUCGAGCAACUCCAGAGUCCCAUCAAAGAAUUCAUUUGGAAAGCGUAUGUCAUCAGUUUAGGAAUGUUUAUAUGUGGAGUGAUCAAGUCCAUUCUCUUCGCUCAGGCCAUGCAAAGAAGUAUUCUCAUUGGCCUACACGCCAAAACUAUUUUGAUCUCUGCCAUUUACAAGAAGGCAUUGACUAUAUCAAAUUCAGCAAAGAAAGGCUCCACUGUUGGUGAAAUUGUAAACUUGAUGUCAGUCGAUUGCCAGAGGAUUCAGGAAAUACUGACUAUGUUUUUCUUCAUGUGGACGACUCCUUUACAAAUUUUAUUAUCAGUAAUUCUGCUGUAUUUGACAAUAGGUCCUUCAGUCUUGGUUGGUGUGGGCUUGCUGAUACUUCUAGUACCUGUCAACACUUGGAUUGGAAGUAAACAGAAGUUGAUCCAGGAAUCGAUGUUGGCCAUCAAAGACAGUCGAAUAAAACUAGUCAACGAAAUCCUUAACGGAAUGAAGGUUCUCAAGUUAUAUGCAUGGGAGACUCAGUUUAAGAACAAAGUAGAGGCCAUACGGAACAAAGAAGUGGUUCAGUUGUAUAAAAUUGCCUUGCUGUAUGUCCUGUCUGGUCUGUGCUGGGGUGUGGCCCCUUACGUGGUUGGUAUGCUGACGUUUGCUACGUAUGUAUUAAGUGACAGAACCAAUGUUCUGGACCCGCAGAAGGCAUUCGUGUCACUGGCACUCUUCAACUUGCUGAGAGUACCUUUAAAUUAUGUCUCAACCAUCAUCAUUUAUACUGUGCAGAUAUUUGUAUCUAUCAAACGUAUUAAUAAAUUUUUAACCAGACCUGACCUUGAUGAAACCAACACUACAUGGGAUCCCAAUGCAUUGAAUGCUGUUGUGAUCAGGUCUGGACGAUUCACUUGGGACAGAGAGUACGGCAUAACUCUGAAAAACAUCAACUUAACGAUCACGCCUGGUCAGUUAACCGCAAUAGUCGGCCCUGUAGGUGCUGGCAAAUCUUCACUUAUCUUCGCGAUUCUGGGCGAAAUGGAAAAACUCAAAGGAGAGGUUAUCGUGAAGGGGUCCCCAGCCUACGUCUCCCAGCAGGCCUGGAUCCAAAACGCCACAGUCCGAGACAACAUUCUGUUUGGGAAGAAGUACAACAAACGGAGAUACGAUCUGGUGGUGAAAGCCUGCGAGUUAGAGCGAGACUUUCAGAUUCUGGAGGCUGGAGAUCAAACAGAGAUUGGUGAGAAGGGCAUAAACUUGAGUGGUGGUCAGAAACAAAGGAUCAACUUGGCCAGAGCCGUGUACAGUGACUCAGACCUUUAUCUCUUUGACGACCCACUCAGUGCAGUGGACGCUCACGUUGGUAAAGCCAUAUUUAAAAAUAUCAUGAGCCAGAAAGGACUACUAGCUAAAAAAACACGUGUCCUGGUGACCCAUGGUGUCCACUGGCUGCCCCAGGUCAACAAGAUAGUUGUCAUGUCUAAAGGCACCAUCUCAGAACAGGGCACCUACGAGCAGCUGCUGUCCCACAACGGCGCUUUUGCUCAGUUCCUGGAGAUGUAUCUGGCUGACACGAAGUGCCCGGAUGAAAGUGACAAUGAUAUUGAACUAAAUGGUGUGAAGAAAGCCAUGAAAUCUGUGGUAGACAGAAUCACGUCAGACAAAUCAGGAGAUGAAAUGAACUAUUUUACAGACGAUGAUAGACCCAACAAGCGUCUAAACAGACAACGGUCCAGUACUUCAAUAAGUCAACCAAUCCACAUUCACGAAUCCAUUGAUUUGUCCUCGACCUUGGCCGGCAUUGAGAAGAGUGUACAUCCGGUUGGCGGGAAACUGAUUCUGGAGGAAAAGCUGGAGACCGGAAAGGUGAAAAGAGAAGUCUAUAUGGACUACGGCCGUGCGGCUGGACUCUGGGCAAUGGCUGGAGCAUUCUUAGCCUAUGCAGCCAAUCAAGGAUUUUUUGUUUGGUCAAGUUUCUUUUUGACGGGCUGGACCCAAGACGCACUUCUGCUGAACGAGUCUACACGCAUUACGCAGGAAGGGAAGGAGCGCACUGAUUAUUACAUCUUGGUGUAUUCUCUAUUCUUUGGAUCAACUCAAGUUAUUGCCUUUUAUGUAUUCAACUAUCUCUUCUGGUACCGUUUGGUCCGAGCUGCUGACCGACUCCACCAUCUGCUACUGGACCGGCUAUUCCAUGCUCCAAUGUCUUUCUUUGACCAGACGCCCAUGGGUCGAAUUCUGAACAGGUUCUCUAAAGACGUGGACACAGUGGACAAUACACUCCCUUUGAUCCUUCGUGACUUUCUCAUGACGUUCUCCAUCAUCGCCAUCACCAUCAUAGUCAUACUGAUCGAGACUCCGUUGUUUGCUGCGGUCCUAGUGCCCCUAGUCAUUCUCUUUCUUCUCAUCCAGAACUAUUACGUGCAGACUUCACGCCAGCUGAAGCGCAUGGAGUCCAUUUCAAGGUCACCCAUCUACGCUUACUUCAGCGAGACCAUCUCAGGGGCGCCUGUCAUCAGGGCGUACCGAGCCAUGGAAAGGUUUAAAGCCGAGUCUGAGAGAAGGGUGGACAAAAAUCAAGUCUUUUACUUCACCAGCUGGUCCGCCAUCAGGUGGAAUCAGCUCAACAUGGACACACUGGCCAACUUAGUGGUCCUCUUUUCCGCCAUCCUCCAGAUUGUUGCGGGCGGUGAGGGGAGUGACGCGGGUCUCUCAGUCUCGUACGCCUUACAAGUUGCUGGUGCGUUGCCCUACAUGGUGAGACAAAUUUCAGAAUUUGAAACGAACAUUGUGUCAGUGGAGAGAAUGAAAGAAUAUUUUCAAGUGGAGCAAGAGGCCGCACUUAUCAACCCCAAAAAUCGACCUAGCCCAGAAUGGCCCAGUAAGGGCAAUGUGACUUUUGUCAACUACCAGACCAGAUACAGGCCUGGUUUAGAUCUGGUACUUAAGGGUGUUAACUGUCAGAUCAUAGGAGGUGAGAAGAUUGGAAUAGUUGGACGAACAGGCGCCGGAAAGUCGUCCUUGACACUGUGUUUAUUCCGCAUCAUUGAAGCGGUGAGUGGGUCUAUCUUUGUAGAUGAAGUGAACAUUGCGGACAUAGGUCUUCAUGAUCUCCGGAGCAAACUGACCAUCUUACCCCAGGACCCUGUCCUCUUCUCCGGAAGUUUACGUAUGAACGUUGAUCCGUUCGAGCAGUACAGUGACGAUCAGAUGUGGACGGCUCUGGCCAGGUCUCACUUGAAAGACUUUGUCUCCAGCCAACCUGAAGGGCUUCUGUACGAGUGUGGAGAGGAAGGGUCUAACUUGAGCAUUGGACAGCGUCAGCUGGUUUGUCUGGCUAGGUCACUUCUCCGUAAAACUAAAAUUCUCAUCUUGGAUGAAGCCACUGCUGCCAUUGAUAUGGAGACAGACGCCCUGAUACAGACAACAAUAAGAGACGCUUUCAAAGACUGCACAAUCAUCGCCAUAGCUCACAGGCUGAACACCAUCAUGGACUAUGACAGAGUUAUCGUCCUUGAUGCUGGUGUCAUUAAAGAGUUUGCAUCUCCCAGAGACCUCAUAGAAGCUGGGGGUAUUUUCUACAGCAUGUGUAGAGAUUCAGGCCUGGUAUGAAUCAGAGUCAAGAACUUUUGCCAACUUACAGACCAGUGAAGGCGACUUCAUUAUACUUCUUCGUUCUUCUAACAGCCUGCUGUUCAUCUACUCUGACUACAUUAGGGACUCCGACAUUGCCCCACUGCUUUUCCAUUUGGUCUCACCCCAAAUAUAUUUUUUUCCAGAACUAAUAAUUUCUUCAUGGGUCUCUUUUGUGUCAAGUAUGUUCUUCCUUUUAUGGUUUCUGGAACCUGGUAGAUGUUUAACAAGGGUUGUCUGGUCAAAGAUUGAUUCAUUGUUUCAUCAAAGUCUUCUCUUCUCCAUUUGUAGCAUUGGCAAUCUUCAUGUCUUUUUUGUUGUCUUGUCACGUUGUUGUCUUGUCACGUUGUCGUCUUGUCACGUUGUUGUCUUGUCACGUUGCCGUCUUGUUACGUUGUUGUCUUGUCACGUUGUCGUCUUGUCACGUUGUUGUCUUGUCACGUUGUUGUCUUGUCACGUUGUCGUCUUGUCACGUUGUUGUCUUGUCACGUUGUUGUCUUGACACGUUGUUGUCUUGACACGUUGUUGUCUUGUCACGUUGUUGUCUCGUCACGUUGUUGUCUCGUCACGUUGUUGUCAAUUAUUGCUUCAAUUCAUAAAAUCUUUUAUGAUCAAACUCUUUUUCUCUUUCUGUUUGUGUUCUUCUCUUUUUCUCUUUCUUUCUUAUUGUUCAAUUUUCUUUUACUGUCAGUCUCUCUAUCUCUUUUUUCUUCUUUUGUCACGUUCCAUUCCUUUUAGUAUUUCUUCUUUUUCAUUCUCUCAUUCUCUCUCUCUCUUUUCUUUAACCAUGUAACGGCAUCAUUCUUUCUCUUGCUUCUAUAUUAGUCUCUCUCUUUCUCUCUUUCCUUCUCUCUCUCUCUCUCUCUCUCUCUCUCUCUCUCUCUCACUCUCUCUCUUUCUUUUUUUUUUCAUUUUUCAUGCGACAAGUGCAGAUCAUAAAGAAUAAAUAAAUGUCCUGAAAUAUACGUUACAAUAAAUUGAAUUUCGUUGA
Molecule: messenger RNA, 6310 nt
Organism: Biomphalaria glabrata
Lineage: Eukaryota; Metazoa; Mollusca; Gastropoda; Planorbidae
Product: multidrug resistance-associated protein 1-like
Exons: 35
Coding region: 514-5298 (1594 amino acids)
Biological process (GO): transmembrane transport
Cellular component (GO): membrane
Molecular function (GO): ABC-type transporter activity; ATP hydrolysis activity; ATP binding
Source: RefSeq, a predicted model, not a curated record